Messenger RNA from Pezoporus flaviventris, 2737 nucleotides. It is a transcript of the gene STAT1, whose product is annotated as signal transducer and activator of transcription 1. The transcript has 24 exons. Gene Ontology annotation, molecular function: DNA-binding transcription factor activity, RNA polymerase II-specific; RNA polymerase II cis-regulatory region sequence-specific DNA binding. Gene Ontology annotation, biological process: defense response; regulation of cell population proliferation; cell surface receptor signaling pathway via JAK-STAT. The record is from RefSeq and is a predicted model, not a curated record. NCBI's taxonomy places the organism in Eukaryota, Metazoa, Chordata, Aves, Psittaciformes, Psittacidae. Bases 124 to 2391 code for a protein of 755 amino acids.
GGCUGCAGGGGGCUAGGCUCUGAUUGGCCCCGCGGUCCGCCGCCGGUCCACGGCUUCUCGGGUAUUUCUGGACAAGAGUGAGGGUCUGUGGAGUGGCGUUGGAGUGCAGCUUCGUCUCACGGGAUGGCUCAGUGGUAUCAGCUACAGCAACUUGAUUCCAAGUUUUUGGAGCAAGUUCACCAGCUAUACGAUGACAGCUUUCCUAUGGAGAUCAGGCAGUACCUGGCACAGUGGCUGGAAAACCAGGACUGGGAACAUGCAGCUAACAACGUCUCUUUUGCUACGGUGUUAUUCCAUGACCUGCUGUCACAGCUUGAUGAUCAAUUUAGCAGAUUCUUGAUAGAAAACAACUUUCUGCUGCAACACAACAUAAGGAAAAGCAAACGUAACCUUCAGGAUAAUUUCCAAGAGGACCCAAUACAAAUGGCAAUGAUCAUCUGUAGCUGUCUGAAAGAAGAGAGAAAAAUUCUAAGCAGUGCCCAGCUGUCAAAUCAGAUGGAGGUAGGGGGUAUACAGAACACUGUGAUUGGGAUGCUGGACAAACAGAAGGGGCUUGAUGUGGAAGUUAAAGGUGUAAAAAACAGUGUUAUAGAUGUGGAGCAAGACAUCAAGACAUUAGAGGAUAUGCAAGAUGAAUAUGACUUCAAAUGUAAAACCUUGCAGAAUAGAGAGCACGAGUCCAACAGUACGUCGCAGGAGGAAUAUAAGAAAGAACAGAUGAAUCUCAAUAAGAUGUUUUUAUCACUUGACCUGAAGAGAAAGGAAGUGGUGAACAAGAUAGUACAGCUGCUGAAUGCCACAGAGCACACACAGACUGCUCUUAUUAAUGAGGAGCUGGUGGAGUGGAAACGCAGGCAACAGACAGCAUGCAUUGGUGGCCCACCCAAUGCCUGUCUUGACCAGCUACAGAACUGGUUCACUAUUGUUGCUGAAAGUCUACAGCAAGUUCGUCAGCAGCUCAAAAAGCUUGAGGAGCUGGAACAGAAGUUUACCUAUGACCCUGAUCCCAUCACAAAAAAUAAACAAGUUCUGCAGGACCGAACACACAGUCUUUUCAAACAACUCAUCCAGAGCUCCUUUGUGGUGGAGAGGCAGCCUUGCAUGCCAACACAUCCUCAGAGGCCACUAGUCCUGAAGACAGGAGUACAAUUUACUGUAAAGCUAAGAUUGCUGGUGAAAUUGCAAGAAUUGAACUACAACUUGAAAGUGAAAGUCUUAUUCGAUAAAGAUGUAAGCGAGAAGAACUCGGUCAAAGGGUUCAGGAAAUUUAAUAUUUUGGGAACAAGCACAAAAGUGAUGAACAUGGAAGAAUCCACUAAUGGAAGUCUAGCAGCAGAAUUCAGGCACUUGCAACUGAAAGAACAGAAAAAUGCAGGAAGCAGAACAAAUGAGGGUCCUCUCAUUGUAACAGAAGAACUUCACUCUCUGAGUUUUGAGACACAGCUGUGCCAGCCUGGCUUGGUAAUAGACCUAGAGACCACGUCGCUCCCCAUUGUUGUUAUCUCAAAUGUGAGCCAGCUUCCAAGUGGAUGGGCUUCUAUCUUAUGGUUCAACAUGCUGUCUACUGAUCCCAAGAACUUGUCCUUCUUUCUGAAUCCACCUUAUGCAAAGUGGUCUAAACUUUCUGAAGUUCUGAGUUGGCAGUUUUCAUCUGUAACAAAGAGAGGACUUAACGCAGAUCAGCUGAGCAUGUUGGGAGAGAAGCUACUUGGGCCAACAAGUGGAGGAUCUCACGAUUGCCUUAUUCCUUGGACAAGAUUCUGCAAGGAAAAUAUAAAUGAUAAAAAUUUCUCCUUUUGGCUGUGGAUUGAGGGAAUCCUGGAGCUUAUUAAGAAACACCUCCUGUGUCUCUGGAAUGAUGGUUGCAUCAUGGGUUUCAUCAGCAAAGAGAAAGAACGUACUUUAUUGAAGGACCAGAGUCCAGGAACAUUUUUGCUAAGGUUCAGUGAAAGCAGCAGAGAGGGAGCAAUCACAUUUACCUGGGUAGAAGGAUCUCAGAUUGAGCCCCAGUUCCAUUCAGUGGAACCAUACACCAAGAAGGAGCUUUCUGCUGUUACUUUCCCUGACAUCAUUCGCAACUACAAAGUGAUGGCAGCUGAAAACAUUCCUGAAAAUCCACUGAGAUUUCUGUACCCAGAUAUACCCAAAGACAAUGCCUUUGGCAAAUAUUACUCCAGGCCUAAGGAGGCACCAGAGCCUAUGGAUUUGGAUGGUCCCAAGGGAAACGGCUACAUCAAGACUGAGUUAAUCUCUGUAUCUGAAGUCCACCCUUCCAGGCUCCAGUCUCCAGAAAAUCUGCUCCCCAUGUCUCCUGAAGAGUUUGAUGAGGUGUCCCGGAUUGUGGGCCCAGCAGAGAUUGACACUGUGAUGUGUUCAGCGUAUUCAAGUUAAAGGUUGAGCUUCUUACUGCAUCAUUAACAUCAUUGAUUAGCUUAUGCAUCCUGCUUUGCAGCCAAUGACUUGGUGACAUGCUUCACUUCAGUUUUUUGGUUUCUCCACCUGAAGGUCCAGUGGCAAGUUUUAACUAAUGGGAAUAUAAACAGCAGUCUGAGUAGCCUCCUUCCAUGCACUUCUUUUGUUUAGAAGUUCUUUGUUAAAGUAUUUCCAGUUAGUGAGAUACCGUACCAGAGUGAAGAUAGGAAUGAGAGGUCCUCAGCAAGAGUGAUGAGUAACAUGCAUUUUUUGUGUAAUGGAAUUAGUUAAAUAUAGUGUGUAAAACAGCUGGCUGUACAUAGAA